Daphnia pulicaria is the source of this 1134-nucleotide messenger RNA. Its product is annotated as vegetative cell wall protein gp1-like. The record is from RefSeq and is a predicted model, not a curated record. NCBI's taxonomy places the organism in Eukaryota, Metazoa, Arthropoda, Branchiopoda, Diplostraca, Daphniidae. The transcript has a single exon. The annotation marks the transcript as partial.
GAGCCUGAGCCUGAGCCUGAGCCUGAGCCUGAGCCUGAGCCUGAGCCUGAGCCUGAGCCUGAGCCUGAGCCUGAGCCUGAGCCUGAGCCUGAGCCUGAGCCUGAGCCUGAGCCUGAGCCUGAGCCUGAGCCUGAGCCUGAGCCUGAGCCUGAGCCUGAGCCUGAGCCUGAGCCUGAGCCUGAGCCUGAGCCUGAGCCUGAGCCUGAGCCUGAGCCUGAGCCUGAGCCUGAGCCUGAGCCUGAGCCUGAGCCUGAGCCUGAGCCUGAGCCUGAGCCUGAGCCUGAGCCUGAGCCUGAGCCUGAGCCUGAGCCUGAGCCUGAGCCUGAGCCUGAGCCUGAGCCUGAGCCUGAGCCUGAGCCUGAGCCUGAGCCUGAGCCUGAGCCUGAGCCUGAGCCUGAGCCUGAGCCUGAGCCUGAGCCUGAGCCUGAGCCUGAGCCUGAGCCUGAGCCUGAGCCUGAGCCUGAGCCUGAGCCUGAGCCUGAGCCUGAGCCUGAGCCUGAGCCUGAGCCUGAGCCUGAGCCUGAGCCUGAGCCUGAGCCUGAGCCUGAGCCUGAGCCUGAGCCUGAGCCUGAGCCUGAGCCUGAGCCUGAGCCUGAGCCUGAGCCUGAGCCUGAGCCUGAGCCUGAGCCUGAGCCUGAGCCUGAGCCUGAGCCUGAGCCUGAGCCUGAGCCUGAGCCUGAGCCUGAGCCUGAGCCUGAGCCUGAGCCUGAGCCUGAGCCUGAGCCUGAGCCUGAGCCUGAGCCUGAGCCUGAGCCUGAGCCUGAGCCUGAGCCUGAGCCUGAGCCUGAGCCUGAGCCUGAGCCUGAGCCUGAGCCUGAGCCUGAGCCUGAGCCUGAGCCUGAGCCUGAGCCUGAGCCUGAGCCUGAGCCUGAGCCUGAGCCUGAGCCUGAGCCUGAGCCUGAGCCUGAGCCUGAGCCUGAGCCUGAGCCUGAGCCUGAGCCUGAGCCUGAGCCUGAGCCUGAGCCUGAGCCUGAGCCUGAGCCUGAGCCUGAGCCUGAGCCUGAGCCUGAGCCUGAGCCUGAGCCUGAGCCUGAGCCUGAGCCUGAGCCUGAGCCUGAGCCUGAGCCUGAGCCUGAGCCUGAGCCUGAGCCUGAGCCUGAGCCUGAGCCUGAGCCUGAGCCUGAGCCUGAGCCU